AGGAAGCAAAAUCCCUAUUCCCCCAUUUUCGACUUCACACCAUCAAAGUUUCUAGCUUUCUUGACAAUGUGGUAUACUUUCAGAGGCGACCUUCUUGCACGAGGGUUUGGGCAGAAGAUUGUUGUCUUCCUCAACAAGAACGCGGCCGUGCAGACUAUGCGAUUCGAGGCAUGAAGACAUGGCUGACGGAACUAGAAAUUGGGGGUGCGACGAUACCACUUUUCACCAUUGAAGAUGACGAAGGAGCUUGGCCAGAACCGUCUUGCAAACACUGCAGAAUUGCAGGUUCUUUUGUUUUAGGCUGCUGCUAUAUCCUAGCCUAUUAUGAUUUUCAUGUUUGGUUAUUUGUUGGGUUUGAACUUGCAGACUGCGAAAGCAUUCAUGUUUCAAAGAAACGGUUCCAUAUGUUAGUUCCAGUUGAGGAAGUGUGGAAUGAAUGCCUUAAUGAGAGUGUUUUGGAUAACCCACAAGGAAAUUCCUUGCUGUAUGUGGUGAUACACAUGAAUGCCUAUGCCCAUUUGCUUUGGAUUCAAAGAAGUUCUUCUGGUGUGAUGUCUGGCAGUAACCUCAUGGACAUAUGGGACUGUCUAUGUAAAAAUCUCGAAAUAAGGGAUGUUACAUUGGAGGAUGUUUCCAAGAAAGGGAAUGUUGAUCUUCGCUUGCUCUGUGGGGUGGCUUACGGAAGAUCCUGGUUCGGUAGGUGGGGAUACAAAUUUUGGAGAGGGAGUUAUGGAGUAGAUGAAGUGAAGUAUGAGAUUGCCCUAGCUUGUCUCCGUAACCUUGACAUUUCUCAGGUUGUUGAAGUGUUUCGCAAGGUGGAAGACCAAUAUGCUCUAGUUCAUCGUCUAGAAGGAGUACUUGAACGUUACCGACGUCUCAGUCAUUCCCCAUUCAAGACUUUAAGUGACUUGCUUGUGUUCAUUCUGACUUAUCCUGCCAAAUCAAGGAUGGCAAAAGAGGCAUGUACCAUUGCAAGCAUACCCCGCAAAGGUUGGACUAGGGAGCAAAUAAACGAGACGUUAAAGGUACUGAUCAAUAUACUGGAUAAGAGAGGCCCUGUAAGCGGGGAAGACCUCAUUGAGGCAGCUAGCUCCAAAGUAAGUCCAGGUGAGCUACUGGAAUAUGUGAUUUCAACAAUGAAGAAUCUGAAGUGUGGAAUGCACCAAAUUGUGGCUCGUAAGGAGAAUCCAAUCUCAAAUCUGACGGAGUAUAGUCUGGAGACUGUUCCUCUCCUGACAACUGAGGCCAUUGAUUAUUACGGUGAUGCAGUUUUUGUAUAUGAAACUGUUGUUCUACAAUACCCUGAAGUCGGCAGUGAAUAUUCAAUGGUGAAGUUGUGUGUAGACACCAUGUUAAAUUGUGCAUAUCUGUGAUUGCUGCCUUACAGAACAUAAGGAAAAGCAGCUUGUUGCGGAAGCAAAGGAGAAGAGCAAGGCAGAGCUAGACAUUAUUGGAGAAGAUGAAGUCAGGCAAAUCUAAGAUGAGAUAAAUGCAUGCAGCUGCCUUUUGAUUUUGCUUUACUUCUAUUUGCUGUGUUGGAAGUGGUAGUGUAGAUAACUCACCACAGAUAGAAAGUGUGGCUUUUAAGUGUAAUGGUACAGAAAACAGCAGCUUUACCUUAUUGCUUCACAUUUGUUUUGCUCAAGCUGUAAGUGAUAUUGUAGAGAAUUCAGAACAGUCGGACAUUUGUUCGUUUCGCUCAAAGCCUGUAAGUGAUAUUGUAGAGAACUCAGAACAAACGGAGUGUAGA
Messenger RNA from Rosa chinensis, 1750 nucleotides. RefSeq names its product PHD finger protein MALE MEIOCYTE DEATH 1. Bases 171 to 1373 code for a protein of 400 amino acids. The transcript is spliced from 3 exons. The record is from RefSeq and is a predicted model, not a curated record. NCBI's taxonomy places the organism in Eukaryota, Viridiplantae, Streptophyta, Magnoliopsida, Rosales, Rosaceae.